CUGGUCUGAUCAUGGUGCAAGGAGAUACUAAACGCGAUACAUAAAAGACACAUAGCUACCACAUUACAAACAGUAACGUUAGCUAGUGACAAAGUUAAAGGACGAGACAAAAAUUAUGUAAUAUAUGUGUAAUUUUUAAUGAAACGGAACACAAGCAGUGUCAAUGAAUUAAUUAUUUGAAAGCACAGAAUGAGCCCAUUCUCUUCCGUUUUCCCGGAUUUAUUUCGAAGGGGUCAAAACAGCGGAAAUGCUUAGUGACGUACAACUUUAGCGACCGGUUCGAAAAUGUAGAAACCAUCUUGACGCUUACGAUGGACAGCGAAGUUCAGAGAGAUGGACGGGUCCUUGACCUCACUGAUGAUGCCUGGAGAGAGGACCGCUUGCCUUAUGAGGAUGUCACAAUCCCCCUAAGUGAACUGCCUGAGGCGGAACAAGACAAUGGUGGAUCCACGGAAUCCGUAAAAGAACAGGAAAUGAAAUGGUCGGAUUUAGCGCUACAAAGUCUCCAUGAAAAUACACCAAAUUCCGGAAACUAACAUGUCAAAAUAAAGAUACGUUGCCAUGGAGGUCCUGACUUCCGAUGCCAUGCGACAGAAUUUCGCUUUGCUGUUGAGUUGCACUACAGAGCAUACUUUUUUAUCCACCAAACGUAUACUGUUAGCAGUCAUCUCCAAAAGUAUCAGACAAAUUGAGUUGACCGAAGGUCACACAACCCUUAUGGACACUCUCACACUUUGCAUUAGAAUUUGUAUGCACAUUAGAUUACAUUGACGUUACUUACUUGGUCUCAGAAGAUAUGGCUGAAGUCGUGUUUUGCGUUUUCCGGUCAGCAACACCCAAUGUCCGUUGGCGUGGGGGAUACACACUUGGUUGACCACCAAGAGAAACGUGUUAAAUUGUUUACAUUUUAUUUGUGUGAAAAACAUACAUUAAAGUUUGUAUCAACUG
Conger conger (European conger) is the source of this 948-nucleotide messenger RNA. It is a transcript of the gene anapc13, whose product is annotated as anaphase promoting complex subunit 13. The transcript has 3 exons. The record is from RefSeq and is a predicted model, not a curated record. Gene Ontology annotation, biological process: protein K11-linked ubiquitination. The coding region runs from base 312 to 536 and encodes 74 amino acids. Gene Ontology annotation, cellular component: anaphase-promoting complex. NCBI's taxonomy places the organism in Eukaryota, Metazoa, Chordata, Actinopteri, Anguilliformes, Congridae.